AUGGGUCGAAGAGCUGCUAAGCAUCAAAACCUUUGCAGAUCAUUUAAAGCCAUGAAAAAAUCUAUGUACCCAAUGCUGUAUGAGGGAGGGAUGCUGUCUGUUUUAGAAGCUUAUGGUUAUCCCAUCUUAUAUUCUGUAAUCAUAAAGAUACAGGACAAUGGGUCAAGUGUCAACAAGAUACCAACAAAUAAUAUAGAUGCCCAAGAAGAUAUCAACAUCAGUGAGGCAAAAGAAAAGAAUGGGGAGCAAGAGCUUAAGUUAAAGAAAAUGAAGAAAAAACGAAGACUGUCUGAAGAUUCAACUAUUAAAGUUCACAUUCAGGAAAAUCAAAAUAGGAAGAUCAGGGAAGCAAAAGACAAGAAUGUAGAGCAAGAGGAUAAGUCCUUGAAAAAAAUGAAGAAGAAACACCGACUUUCUCAAGGUACAACUGUGACAGCACAUCAGUGUCUACUUACUGCUGAAGCAAGUACCUUCAUCAGGGUUCCCAAAGAUCAUAUCUUAGAAGGGUCGAAGACGUCCAUUAUUUUGAAGCCAUCAAAUAGAAAAGAAGAAAGAAAUAAUUUGAAGAUAGUCAAGAAGGAAGAUGAAUCUGUUGGAAAAGGGCAAGUCAUGAUGGUUCAGAAGAAAAUAACGCACUAUUUGUCUGAUAGCAGAUAA
Messenger RNA from Procambarus clarkii (red swamp crayfish), 657 nucleotides. The record is from RefSeq and is a predicted model, not a curated record. NCBI's taxonomy places the organism in Eukaryota, Metazoa, Arthropoda, Malacostraca, Decapoda, Cambaridae.